Messenger RNA from Cetraspora pellucida, 388 nucleotides. The record is from the annotation of a GenBank genome assembly. Lineage: Eukaryota; Fungi; Glomeromycota; Glomeromycetes; Diversisporales; Gigasporaceae.
AUGAGCCAACCACCAGCUUUAGGAACUAUUCACCAUUUUGGUCUUUUGGUUUCCGAUUACAAAAAGAGUAUCGAGUUUUAUGAUUCUUUUCUUCCUAGACUCGGUCAAUUUUUUAUUGGUCCAGCAAAGGAAGAACACAGAGAUAUUAAGCAUACCAGAUAUGCAGUUGGAUAUCAUCAUUUGGCUUGGAAUGCUACCUCUAAAGAAGAAGUUGAUAAGUUUUAUGAUUUCUUGGUUGAAAAAAAUUACAAAAUUUUGGACGCCCCAAAGGACUACAAAUAUGCACCUGUCUAUUACGCUGUCUUUUGGGAAGAUCCUGAUGGUUUUAAGCUUGAGCUCUGUUAUGUUCCAUUUCCUUAUGAAAAUGAAAUAAACAAAAAUGAAGACG